AUGCACACUGAUGGUUUCGAUGCCGGGCCGAGCCGCAUGGUUGCUCUUGGCAACUUCUCCCGCGGCCGGCUCUGGCUUCAUGCGUCCAAGAACAACACCUGGAGCCUCGUGAACGUCCAGAACACGUGGAUCGCCUUCGAUGGCCGCGAGUUCCAUCGCACGGAGGAGUGGCAGGGCCUCGAGAGGUACAGCCUGGUCUUCUUCACAAACCACUUGUGGGACCAGCUUGGUUUCGAGGGCCAGGAUCAGCUGAAGGAGCUAGGCUUCCCCUGGCCUGAGACGGAGGAUGUCUUCCGGGAGGAGAUCCCCUGGCCCGAUUACCGGCAGCAUGCAGCACGGAGAAGCUGGAGGUGGCUACAAUUGCAGCAAGCUCCGCGGGGUCUCCUGCAGCGCAUCCUCUCCGCAUUCAGGGGUGCAGUGCGCCAGAAAAAUCCCCGCGGUGGGUCAAAAUGGCAACGACACCUCUAA
Molecule: messenger RNA, 468 nt
Organism: Symbiodinium sp. CCMP2456
Lineage: Eukaryota; Dinophyceae; Suessiales; Symbiodiniaceae
Source: the annotation of a GenBank genome assembly